CCGGGGCUUCACGUUCAACUCUUUUCUUCGGCUGUGGUCUGUUGCAUCUCGUUGAUUUUUAUUUAUUGACGCUUGUUGUCAGCUGUGCUGUCUAGGCGACUGGGUUUCUGUGGCCUGUUUCUCCGCUCCCACCGCUGUUCGUCUGUAAUCCAGAUUUUCGUCCCUCUUGCGAUACCCUCCAUAUCAACGCAGCGUUAAACCGAAGCAAUGGCGCCGACCAAGGGUUCUGCCAAAGGCAAGACCUCCGUCAAGGGUGAUGCGAAGAAGAGCAAUCCUCUCUCGUCCGGAUCCAAAGUGAACAAGAAGAAUUUCAAGCGCCCGCCUCCGAAGGAAGUCAAGUCGAAGGCGCGCACAGAGGCCAGCCAGUUGAAGAAGACCAAGAAGAGAGAAUACACUGAGGCGGAACUGGGUCUGCCCCAGCUAAACCAGAUCACCCCCGUCGGUGUGGUGAAGCCCAAGGGCAAGAAGAAGGGAAAGACUUUCGUGGACGAUGCGGAGGGAAUGAUGACCAUCCUCGCUAUGGUUAACGCGGAGAAGGAAGGACAAAUUGAAUCCAAGAUGAUGAAGGCUCGCCAGUUGGAGGAGAUCCGAGAGGCAAAGAGAAAGGAAGCCGAGGCUAGACAGGCGGAGAAGAAGUCUAAACUGGACGAGGUAAAACAGUCAAUCCGUCAAAAACGCAAGCACAAGGGCGACUCGAGCCAAACAAGCGAUGCCCCGUCCAAGGAGUCGUCCAAACCGAAGGGAAAGAAGAAAAGCGUUGCGUUUGCUUGAGAUUUUAUGUACAAAAGUAAUUCUGUCUAUACCGGGUCUAUGUAGUUAGAUGGGUCUCUGGCGUUUAUACUGGUCUAUGUCUUCGAAAACAAUGGCGUGCAUGACACUCAUGAUGAGCUUCUCUCCAGAUGAAGCGCCGGUCCUCUUAUCAGGAGGACAUCGGUAGUGC
Molecule: messenger RNA, 940 nt
Organism: Aspergillus sclerotioniger CBS 115572
Lineage: Eukaryota; Fungi; Ascomycota; Eurotiomycetes; Eurotiales; Aspergillaceae
Gene: loc1
Exons: 3
Coding region: 208-771 (187 amino acids)
Biological process (GO): ribosomal large subunit biogenesis; intracellular mRNA localization
Cellular component (GO): nucleolus; preribosome, large subunit precursor
Molecular function (GO): mRNA binding
Source: RefSeq, a predicted model, not a curated record